AUGUCUUUGGCCAAAUCUGCUUCUAACAAACUUGACUGGGCAAAAGUCAUCUCCUCUCUACGUAUAUCAGGAUCUACUGCCACACAAUUAUCCAGUUUCAAGAAGAGAAACGACGAGGCACGUAGACAGCUAUUGGAGCUACAAAGCCAGCCCACCGAAGUAGACUUCAGUCAUUAUAGAUCCGUAUUGAAAAACAGUUCAGUCAUCGACAAAAUAGAGUCGUACGUUAAGCAUUACCAGCCGGUCAAAAUCAAUGCCUCCAAACAAUUGCAAGUGAUUGAGUCCUUCGAAAAGCACGCAAUGACCAACGCCAAGGAAACAGAAUCUCUGGUUUCCAAGGAAUUAAAGGAUUUGCAAACCACCCUAGAUAACAUUCAAUCAGCAAGACCUUUCGACGAGUUAACCGUCGAUGAUCUGGCAAAGAUCAAGCCUGAAAUCGACGCUAAGGUUGAAGAAAUGGUUAAGAAGGGUAAAUGGGACGUACCUGGUUACAAGGAAAGAUUUGGUAAUCUGAAUGUGAUGUAA
This is a messenger RNA of Saccharomyces kudriavzevii IFO 1802, 525 nucleotides long. It is a transcript of the gene ATP7, whose product is annotated as F1F0 ATP synthase subunit d. Gene Ontology annotation, biological process: proton motive force-driven ATP synthesis. Bases 1 to 525 code for a protein of 174 amino acids. The record is from RefSeq and is a predicted model, not a curated record. Gene Ontology annotation, molecular function: proton transmembrane transporter activity. NCBI's taxonomy places the organism in Eukaryota, Fungi, Ascomycota, Saccharomycetes, Saccharomycetales, Saccharomycetaceae. The transcript has a single exon.